GAGCUUCGGCAGAGGUUAAAGCUUGCGGUCAGAGUCUCGGACGAUCAAAAAUCUGCGCGCCACAGAAUCUGUCACCUGAUUCCUCUCCUCCGUCUUCUUGAUAGCAAGCUCACACGAUGCUUCCGGCAAAUGCACUAUCCGUGCUGGCGGUCACAACCAUGUCCUCGGAACAGAUGCACGAUGCCAGCGACCAGACGCGGAGAUUUGGCGCCGAGAAGACUGAGCAGGCGCAGGAGAAUGCUCAGAAUGCUCGAGGACUAGGACUGGCGACGUCCGCCGCCGCGCAGACUGCCGACGAUAAGGCCACAGGGUGCAAGAGCAAGAGCAACGCUGCCGACGACGCCUUGCAGCAGUACAGUCAGUCCACCUCAGAAGCUGAUACGUGCUGGAUCUCGAGAAAACACGUUCGUGAUUUCAAAUGUCCGAACACGAUUCGAAUCGAGUCUCAAAGCUCACCAUCACUGUCAAUCAUGUUCACUUGUCGUUGAUUCAUUUUGUGCUCUCUGCAGACUGCAGAGAUGGAGGAGGAAAAUUUGAACAAUGCUAAGUUUGCUGUAACUAGGAACAAAUAGAUACCACACGGAAAUCGACUGGUUGGUCGUGAUCUCUCCAGCCAGUAUUGGGCGAGAUGGCGUGAUAGGCUAUUGGUUGGAUCACCGUGGGAAGCUCACUAGAGUAGACAAUCAGAAGGAUUUUAUUCUACUCGACAUGCAUAUACUUUUCACAUUGUACAGUUUAGGCACAUUCAGUCAGGUCCAGGCAGAAAUUGAUACCCGAUCGAUGUUUUAGGGGAUAUUACACCUAAUAUCCCCUAAAACAUGGACGGUGUAUAGGAAUAUAUUGUAAUAUCAUUGUAUUCUACCGUGUACGUUUGGCAGGACGCUGAAACUUUAUUCAGUACAGUGUCCCGCAACAACUUGUAUCUACAGCAUAAUUAU
Marchantia polymorpha subsp. ruderalis is the source of this 938-nucleotide messenger RNA. The record is from the annotation of a GenBank genome assembly. Lineage: Eukaryota; Viridiplantae; Streptophyta; Marchantiopsida; Marchantiales; Marchantiaceae.